Lottia gigantea (owl limpet) is the source of this 882-nucleotide messenger RNA. RefSeq lists its product as hypothetical. Lineage: Eukaryota; Metazoa; Mollusca; Gastropoda; Lottiidae. The annotation marks the transcript as partial. The record is from RefSeq and is a predicted model, not a curated record. Gene Ontology annotation, biological process: cell projection assembly; plasma membrane organization. Gene Ontology annotation, cellular component: cytoplasmic side of plasma membrane; actin cytoskeleton. The transcript has 8 exons. Gene Ontology annotation, molecular function: actin binding; phospholipid binding.
AGUUCACCAGUAUGGGAAGAUUUUACAUGUAAAGCAGGAAAACUUCACUCAUCUUUAAGAACAAGCCUUUUAGCAAUCAGUGCAUUUUUAGAUGCGUUUCAGAAAGUUGCAGAUUUAGCAACGGGUUCAAGAGGUGCUACCAAAGAAGUAGGAAGUGCUCUGACAAGAUUGUGUAUGAGACACAGGAGUAUUGAGAGUAAAUUAAAAACAUUGACUAGUUCAGUUAUGGAUGGAAUGGUAUUGCCAUUACAAGAGAAAUUAGAAGAUUGGAAAAAAGUUGUGGUACAAUUAGAUAGAGAUCAUUGUAAAGAAUACAAGAAAGCAAAACACGAAAUAAAGAAAGCUUCCUCUGAUACAGUCAGAUUACAGAAAAAGGUGAAAAAAGAUGGUGUUAAUAUUUUUACAGGUAAAAAUGACAUGCAAUCUAAAUUAGAUCAUGCCAUGCAUGACGUCAAUGAUAAAUAUAAGUUAUUGGAGGAAACAGAAAAGAAUGCAUUACGUACAGCAUUAAUAGAGGAAAGAGGGAGAUUUUGUUUGUUUAUUAGCUGUAUCAAACCAUUUGUGGAUAAUGAAGUAGCAUUAUUAACAGAAAUAACACACCUUCAAGAGAUUAUGCAUAGUUUAUGUCAACAAGCCAGUGAUCCCCAUAAUUUACCAGAAGCUAGUGAACAGGUCAUUACUGAUAUUAAAGGCAUUGAUGCUGCUACUUUUAAUUUAAAGGGAAAAAAUCAUCAACACUCGCCUCCCAGUUCCCCAAGUUCACUGGGAUCACGCAAAUCAAGCAUGUGUAGUAUUAGUAGCAUCAACAGUUCCUCAAGUGGUUCAUUAAAAUCUCAAUCACCAAGCCAUAGUUUACGAGCUAGAAAUGUUUCACAGGUAUAG